Molecule: messenger RNA, 2163 nt
Organism: Carassius gibelio (silver crucian carp)
Lineage: Eukaryota; Metazoa; Chordata; Actinopteri; Cypriniformes; Cyprinidae
Product: ly6/PLAUR domain-containing protein 6B-like
Exons: 7
Coding region: 552-1070 (172 amino acids)
Molecular function (GO): acetylcholine receptor regulator activity
Source: RefSeq, a predicted model, not a curated record
AUCCAUAUGUAGCCGGUACUACAUUACUUUUUGUUGCGUUUUAAUUAAGUUUUUAAGAGUGUUCACGUAUCCCGGUCACUAAUCUGGUACCAAUCCAGUGAUCACGAAUCAAACAUGUCUACGGUGCUAAUAAGACAGAUUCUUCAGCCGCUUUAUAUGUGAAAUGAUUCAACUGAUUCACUAGAUGACUCGACUCAAAAGAAAAAAAGAAACGGACAUUUGUGUUUGUUAGACGCGAUAAACCACAGUAGCAAAUUCGCUAUUUUGUAGAUGACUGUGAUCGCCGCAGAGGGGAUGCGGGUGACCUUCACGCACUGAGCUACAGGGAAAUGAGAUUUUAUGUCUGUAAAUGUAAAUUAAAUCACACACGUCGACGGACGUUGUUGCUGUGGACAGAUGACGGGGGACAGAUGGCACGAAGGUCCCAGCUGCUGUUGACUGAUCCACACGUUUCUUGAGGGGGAAAAUGAUUUAAGAGAGAAAGAGGAAGUGUUUUACUCUUCUGAGGAUCUCAACAGGAAAUCUCAGGAGUCACUGUCAGUGUUUUAAACAUGGCAGCAGAUCUGGCCUUAGUCAGCGUUCUCAUCCAGCUUUUUGUUGAUUUGGUGACAAGUGACAGCAUUGACUUCUACAAUAUCAUGCCUGCUGCAGAAGUGUUCAUGUCUUGUACAGCCACUCCAUACCCCAAGAGUUUCAAGUGCUUCACAUGUGAACAGGCCUCAGACAACUACCGCUGUAACCGCUGGGCAGAAGAUGUGUGGUGUCCUCAGAAUACCCAAUACUGCAUGACAAUACACCACUUCAACCAUCAUGGAAAGACAACAUUUGUUACCAAAAGAUGUGCAGUGCAUGAAGAAUGCCAGUUAGCUGGCUGUAGACAUCACAAAAACACACAUCAUGAGUGCAUAUCCUGUUGUGAAGGGAUGGUUUGCAACGUAGAGCUGCCGACUAAUCACAGUAAUGCAGUGUUUGCCGAAAGGCAGACCCAGAGCUCAGCGGCACCCACUUUCAGGAUCUGGGAUUCUGUGAUCCUCAUGGUCCCAGUUCUCACGGGACUAUUACCGUUGUGAUCCUCAAUCAUGUGAAUCUGUUCGGUUUUGAACAGCUCUACAAAUUGUUGAGACAAAGGAGACGUCAAACACACUGCAGUAUUAUUAAUACUGUCAGAUGGAUGUAUCCAUUAAGGCCACAGUAAUAUCAUGCAGCAUUCCCAUUCAUCCCACUUGCAGGAUGUCGCAGGAUUCGCUAGAAGAAUGUGAUUUGCCGUCUUUGGGCUCACAGAUGUUUCCAUGACUGAUCAUUGACUAAUCUGCCUGGAGCCGCAGGAAAAAUUACAUCAUGUCUUGGCUGAUCGGUUAAUGAGAAGAAGAAGAUCACUCAUUAGCAUCUGUCCGGAGCUGUGAUAAAAGUCAAUUUCACACUUGUCCUCUCCCUUCAAAAACAGUUGGACAUUGAUACAUAAUCUACUGUAAUAGAAUUAAAUAUUUGUGACUUAGAUGUUGCUUGCAAAUUAUUUUAUUCUUUCAGAACACAAAAUUACUUUUGAAUGUCCUUUUGCAGCCUAUACGAUGUAGUUAUGGAAUUCCAGCAGUGGCUAAGUAAUGUGACUGUGCUAAUCAGCAAAACCAUAACUCUUUGGUGGAUUCAGUGAAGAGACGGCUUGUCGGCCAGUGAUGGAGGAACUGUGUGCACAGGAAGUUGCAGUGUCAAGAAGGUUUUUCAAUGGAACACUAGUGCCACUUGUGAUGACUGCUUACUAAUGACAUGCUAAAUAGGACAGAGAAACAGGCGGGUAGCAAAACUGAAUUUAGCAGCUGAAGCAUUGGAAUUAACUUAUGCUGCCUCACUGGAUUUGUAUUGAGCAAAUUGAGUCUCAAACAUUGACCAUUAGAAGUCCCUAUGUGGGAUGGUCCUGUGGCUCUGGUCCCAGAUUCUGUCACACAGGCCAAGCAGAGCAAUGAGAGGACGUGGGAUGUGUUCUUGUUUUCUAAAUGGUGUGAAUGUCUCUAAUAGUGAUCUUGAUUGCUGCAUAAAUGUCACUGCUUUAAGAACGUGGACCUCCAUCACGUAAAAGAAAUUUACAAAUUAAGCAUAUUUUGAGUUAUUCUGACUUGACUAUUGCAAAUGUUGUCAUGUUUUAUUGCCCCCCCCCCCCCCCACACA